AUGCCACCCACGCCGUUCCAUCCCCGGACCCACCGUCUCACCCAGAAGAAGAUAAGACAUGCUCUAGAUAACACAACCGGCGAACUUGUUAACGAGGAAAGGGGAAAGGGGGUCACGGAGGAAGACUUCAAGAAGCUCGAAGCCCACCUCAGCGAAGUCAAUGAAGAGCUCAAAGAGCUCAAACUGAAGGUCAUGGGUAAUGAUGCCCCGCUCGAUGUCCCCAUCAACCUCAAGGAGCAUUUCGACCUUAUCAAUGAGCCCAAGAAGGCUAGCGAGAACGAUGCGGAAGAAGUGAAGAACGAUCCAAAAGACUAUACCCACCAUAUUCGCUUCACCAAGCGGGCUCCUUUUGUUUCUGGCAACCAGUUCUUCAUCAUCGGCAGCGCAAUCCAUGGAAACAAAAAGAGGGAAAGGAAGGAAAUCGGGGUUCGGGUGGGGAACAAUGGAGUGAACCUGCGCAUUGGAAAGAAAAGGCUUACUGGUGAAAAGCUGUUCACCCCAAAUGGGGAGUUGGAGGACAUCACCCUGUACCUGCCUCGCUGGACCCCAUCUGCCAAACUACGGAGAAACAAAUACGAGCUUCUCAAGGACAUCAAGAAACAUCUGAAGGACGAAAUGGUGAGGCUUCCAGAAGCCCAACGCAGCAAGGUCCUGCCUGGACAAGGCGUUUCAAAGACCAGAUUCUUUGGCGAAGACAUUGAUUCGGACGACGAAGAGGUGAAGAGGCCUUUCAACGUUGAUGAGAACGUUCAAGACAUUUUAACAAUUCACAACCCCAGGAAACGCAAGGAACAGCUGUUGGAAGGGGAGCAGCCAUUUCACAAGAGGAUUAAGAAAGACGAACAUGAAGAUGUGAAAAAGCGGCUCUUCAGCGGGUCUAUGGAGAACAAGCAAAAGCAGGAGGGAGAGAAACAGAAAAGGCCACAUGAGAUCUACUCCUCGUUAUUCGAGAUGCUCGACAAGACCAGCCCGUUCCGCCACAUCUACAGGAAGUGCAUGGAGGAGCCUGGACAGAACCUUGUUUCCAGGGCAACGGCUGAAGCCCUUCGCCGUGCACGUGAACAGAACAAAUGA
Lasiodiplodia theobromae is the source of this 1074-nucleotide messenger RNA. RefSeq lists its product as uncharacterized. NCBI's taxonomy places the organism in Eukaryota, Fungi, Ascomycota, Dothideomycetes, Botryosphaeriales, Botryosphaeriaceae. The coding region runs from base 1 to 1074 and encodes 357 amino acids. The record is from RefSeq and is a predicted model, not a curated record. The transcript has 3 exons.